Molecule: messenger RNA, 1767 nt
Organism: Blumeria graminis f. sp. triticale
Lineage: Eukaryota; Fungi; Ascomycota; Leotiomycetes; Helotiales; Erysiphaceae
Source: the annotation of a GenBank genome assembly
AUGGAAGUAGAUUCACAGCAAAAGACUCGACCAUUGACUCACUAUCAAAAAUUGAAUAACAUGUAUAACCUCCCAGCUCCUUUCCGCGUCUUCCCUCUGCCUAACCUCGUGCCUCACAACCCUUUAUCUUUGAUACACAUUAUAUAUGUAUGGUUAUACCAAACUAUAAUUCCCUCCAAAUCAAAGAUAGAGCCUUCUUAUCAAGGAUGGUUCUCACCCUGUACGCGGUCCGUCCAUGUAACUGAUGAUCGAUCGAUCCGAGGUCUAUGGGAACAAGGGUUUUACGGGAAGGGGAGCCUGAGCAGGAGUGAGCCAAAUUGGCUCGAUGGAGAAAAGGCGCGAAGGGAAAAUAAAGGUGCUGUUACUAGCGAAGAAUAUACUAGAAAAAGAAGAGCUGAGCGCCAGAUGUUAAAGUGGGAUAGAGCUCGCAAGGAGCGUCAGGCUAUUGAUCAAAAACUGGUAGAGGAAGCAGAAGCUUCACAACAAAAGUAUUGCACAAUAUCCGAUAGAACAGAGUCGCAAGAUAGAUUGGAAAUUAAAACCGAAUAUUUGGUACCUACGCAGCGAGUGCUGUCACCAGUUGGUCCAAUGGAAAUAUUGUCAUUACCCAAUUCAUAUGACGACUUAUUCUGUCUCUUGAGGUCCGAAUCAAACAACGAAGAAAUAGCUCCAAGGAGUCCGUUACCACCUACCGGACCUCUAGAAUUUUUAUCUCUCCCUAAUUCGCGAUCUGAUCUCACAACUUCACCACUGCCUGACAAGUCGGGUGAUAGCUUUGAAGCCUCACUAAGAGGUAGAAAUGCAUCAUCCCAGCUAGAUUCGGAACAAUUACCAUCCCCUAUGGACAUCAACCCUUCCGAGGAGAAAUACGCCUAUGGGGAUUCAUGUGGAAAACAACAAUAUCGAGACAAAAGAGGGUUCGAGGGGACAUGCCGUUCCAAUGUGCCCGUCACCGCCCAAGUAUUAGAAACCCCUAAACAAAACGACGAACUUAUUAAGUUACCUACGCAUUUCGACUUCAAUGGCAAUUCUGCAACGUACAUUACUAAUAGUCAAGAUACCAGGAUUUCUGAUAUCGCAAAAAAUGAAGUCAAAAUUGAGGUCGAAUUGUCUGGGUCAUUAGGUAAAAAUGUCGAAAACCCCCCAGAGUGUGCAGAGAUCUCUGAUACCAUUGCAAAUGAAGAGCACUUUCAGCUUACUCUUCAAGAGGCAUUCUUUCUAUCUUACGCAUUUGGAUGCUUGCAGGUUCUUGAUCCUACUACAAAACUACCAAUACCAGCGAAGAUAUUGUUCCAGCGCUGCCAAAAAGAGUCGCACUUUCCACCGCAGUCUAACCAAGUAACACCGCCAGAUGAUUCCUUUUUAGUAAAUUAUGUUGUUUAUCAUCAUUUUCGUUCCCUCGGCUGGGUUGUACGUUCAGGAAUUAAGUUUUCAGUAGACUAUAUGCUCUACAACCGAGGCCCAGUUUUCUCACAUGCAGAAUUUGCUAUUCUCAUACUACCCUCAUACAGUGAUCCUUACUGGAGCAGCACGGACUAUCUCAAGGAGUAUUCCCAGCGCAAGCAACAUCGUAGUUGGGCAUGGAUGAGCUGUAUAAAUCGGGUCAUCACUCAAGUUAAGAAGACGCUUGUUCUAUGCUAUGUCGAUAUACCUCGGCCGUUGAGCAUUGAGGAAGAAAACGAUUUGAGUCCUAAAUCUAUCCUAGCAAGAUACACAGUCAGAGAAUUUAUUCUCAACAGAUUUCUUGCUAAUAGGAUGCGUGCAUAA